AUGAUCAAGCUGAAGCUCGGCAAGGGAACUGCUUCGCAGGCGCCGGGCUCGACAUCGCAGAAUACCGCCUCAUCGCCGUCCACUGCUGCGCCAGCACAACAACCACCGGUGAAACUAAAGCUCAGCGUAUCGCAACCUCCAACCCCCAUCACACAACCGCCGAACGCCGGAUUCCCACCAACCGACCCUCCCGCGAAGAAGAAGCGAGCAUACGUCCGCAAAGAUCCCGACUCGAAGAAAGCCAACAGCAAGAAGCGCGCCGCCGACGAUGACACCAUCUCACCUGCCCCCAAACGUGCCGCCAGUGGUCCCUCGCGCAAGAUCUCGCUCAAAAUCCCGAAUAACAACCUUGGCGAGGAUGGCAGAGGGCUCGCGAAGAUCCCCUUGAUCAAGAAACGUCCCUCAGUACCCAAAUUCGUCGAACUUCGCGCGCGCGGCAAGGCACCGCCACGACCGAAAGGCGUCGGAUAUGACUCCGAGGAUUCGGACACGGAGAAGGAUCCGGCGAUCCAGCAGGCUUUGAUCUUGCGUAUGGAACCGGGAGAGGAUGCGGAUUACAUCCGAGAAGCGAUCGCGGAGGGCAAGAUCGGACCACAUCCGAGUCAAGGAGAUGCGGAGGUGUCAUUGAAGUUUGUGGAGAAGACAUAUCGGCGAGCGAUGGUCAGGGUAAGAGGUAGAAUGUAUGGCGCUGUUCUGGUGGAUCUACCCUGCGUGGUGGAGUCAAUGAAAAGCUUCGACAAGAAGGGAUGGUGGAAGGUGGCCGACGUGACACAAAUGCUGCUCGUGCUGGGUCGAUGCGGUUCCGAAGAGGAGGCCCGCUCUCUGCCACUCCCUCGAGAGGUCAACAAAGACACCUUUCAGUACGCUCACGGUCUGACACCGCCGAUGCACUGGGUGCGCAAGCGCCGCUUCCGCAAACGCCUCAACUACACCCAAGUCCAAAACGUGGAAGAAGAAGUCGCCAAAUUGCUCGAGCAGGAUGCACAAUGGGAACUAGGUGGCGGCAAAGUCGUCAGCGAAACUCUUUCCCGCAUGGAAAUGGAACGCUCGCAAGAACCACAAGACUACGACUUCGAAGACGACGAAGAUGCAGAAGGCGAAGCUGUCGAUACAGUCGAGACGGACCAAUACGAUAUGGAGGUGGAAGACGACGAACCCGACGAAGACCUCGAAGCCAACCUCCAAGCCAUGUUCGACGACGAAGAAGACGCUCCUUCCGCCAUGCCCUCCGAAGCAGCGACGCCAAUCAGCACGCCCGCAGGCGAAGCGGCGCAGACUUCCGCCUCGGACGACGACGAAGAAGACGGGUCGGAUGAGGAUUCCGACGACGACGACGACGCGGACUCGAUGGAUGCUGUGGACGAGGAUGCGCUGGCGAAAGCGGCUGAGAAGGCGCAGCAGAUGGAGGAGGUGGCGGAUUUGGAGAGGGAGGUGGAGAGGGCAAGGCAGAAAGUCAAGGCGAUGACGAACCAGUUGUUGAGGCAGAGGGAGGUGCAGAAGUUGGCGGCGUUGGAGGAGGAUUUGAGGGUGAAGAAGGGUGUGUUUGGAUUGGACGAUGGGGAGGAUAGUGAGGAGGGUUGA
Messenger RNA from Zymoseptoria tritici IPO323, 1581 nucleotides. RefSeq lists its product as uncharacterized. Gene Ontology annotation, cellular component: transcription factor TFIID complex. The record is from RefSeq and is a predicted model, not a curated record. The transcript is spliced from 2 exons. Lineage: Eukaryota; Fungi; Ascomycota; Dothideomycetes; Mycosphaerellales; Mycosphaerellaceae. The coding region runs from base 1 to 1581 and encodes 526 amino acids. Gene Ontology annotation, biological process: transcription initiation at RNA polymerase II promoter; RNA polymerase II preinitiation complex assembly. Gene Ontology annotation, molecular function: RNA polymerase II general transcription initiation factor activity.